Messenger RNA from Aspergillus campestris IBT 28561, 1325 nucleotides. Its product is annotated as phosphatase PAP2 family protein. Lineage: Eukaryota; Fungi; Ascomycota; Eurotiomycetes; Eurotiales; Aspergillaceae. Gene Ontology annotation, molecular function: phosphatidate phosphatase activity. Gene Ontology annotation, biological process: phospholipid metabolic process. The transcript is spliced from 4 exons. Bases 128 to 1024 code for a protein of 298 amino acids. The record is from RefSeq and is a predicted model, not a curated record.
UAGUGAUUCUUGCGCCUCGUCCAGUCUGUCCUCUUUCUCCUCUUUGCAUGAUGUCGCGUUGUGUCUGAUUUCAUUUCGGACUUCUUUUUAUUAUUUAUUUUUGUCCUCGGCUUAAUACAGUUACGAUAUGCGAUCCAGCCAGCCCGGAGUUCCUGGGGUGUUGGCCCGCUUCUACCAGCGGGCCUCCCCGGUAAUGGACUUUGUGGCCUUAGCGGUCAUCUGGGGGAGUUCAGUUCUGGUCCAAAAAACGUUGAAACCUUCUCCUCGCUUGUUCAUGCUAGACGACAAGGAUAUUCAACACCCUUUAACUUCCCAUGAAAGGGUGACCGUACAACUAUCCAUGAUCUACGCCGGCCUGAUUCCUCUCCUCACUAUCAUCGCCUGGGCCGCCCUGACCCGCCCCAGUCGCUAUCAGAUCCAAGUGACGCUGCUUGGCCUUUUCACGUCGCUGAUGCUGUCCUCGCUCCUCACGGAUAUCAUCAAGAACUCGGUUGGACGCCCUCGUCCGGAUUUGAUCGCGCGCUGUCUCCCUCAAAAAGGCACCCCGGGGGAUGUCUGGGUCUCGUUGUCUGUGUGCACCCAGGAGAAUAAGGGCAUGUUACUGGAUGGUUUCAGAAGUUUCCCCAGUGGCCAUAGCAGUUUCUCGUUUAGCGGACUGGGGUACUUUUCGUUCUUCCUCGCCGGUCAAAUGCGCGUUUUCCGGCCGAGAUCCGACCUCUGCCGCUGUCUGCUGGCCUUCAUGCCACUGUUUGGCGCGUUCUUGAUUGGACUUUCCCGCCUGGCUGAUUACAGACAUGACAUAUACGACGUGACCACCGGCUCCCUUCUGGGACUGGGCGUCGCCUAUUUCACCUACCGGCGGUUCUAUCCCUCUCUGGGAUCCGUCAUGUGCGAUGUGACCAAAGACCGCGAUGAGGACCUGAGCACAUCCGGCUUUUCGAAACUUCCCGAUGACGAGGAGCAGCAGAUCCGCGACGUGGAGGAGUAUCAACUGGACGAGACGUCUUCGUCUCACUCGCCGUAAAUGGCCGCUCUUUCCCCCGGCUUUAUGAUACCCUUUUUGCGGUUCUCAUUUGGCAUUCAUUCGAUUCUCUCUUGGCCUAGCUUACCGUUUAUCAUGUAUUGGUGGCUCCGAUGCCUGGCUAUUUCUUCAACUAUAGCUUUUUUUGUCUAUUUGUAUAUAUAAUGUCGUUUCGCCUUCCGGUCUCUCAUUUGACAUGGAGUCACGAGCUCAAUUCUGACAUAUACUGUUUCUAUAAUUAUCUAUUGAGAAUCUUCGCGAAGCCAUGGGAAGCCGGUGCACUCAUUUCGCUGUGUGGUCUACG